AUGCUCAGUUCAGUGAGGGCGCCGUUGUUAACGAAACCGGAAGAGGAGUUGUGUAUUAGCAACCGUCGUUGGGGUAAAUGAGGUGCUGGCUGUGUUUUGAUAGAAAAGAUUAAGCCAUGUCGGCUGGUGCUGAUGAAACAGCGGGAGACCUGCCUGUGAAAGAUAUAAGCUUGAACCUUGCUGGAAUUGGCGGAUUGCAAGAGUCCUCGGCUGCACAGAAUACCAGAGCGAGGCAGGCAGUGUCCCGCGUGAGCCGCGACGAGCUGGAGGAUCGCUUCCUGAGGCUGCACGAUGAGAACAUCCUCCUCAAACAGCAUGCCCGCAAACAGGAGGACAAAAUCAAAAGAAUGGCUACCAAGCUGAUCCGGCUAGUCAACGAUAGGAAGAAGGGGGAGCCAGAGUCCAGCGGGGCCAGGAGGGCUGGCCGGGAUGUGGAGCUGGAGGAGAUGAUGGAGGAGCUGCAGGAGAAGGUGCGUGAGCUGGAGAAGCAGAACGAGGGCUUGCGCAAUCGGCUCAUCUCCGCCAAGCAGCAGCUACAGGUCCAGGGCCGCAGAUACACGCCAUACAACUACGUGCAGUCCCGUAUCAACACAGGUCUCAGGAAGGUCCAGGAGGAUGUCACUAUGCAGGAAAAUCUGAAAAGAGGAGUUAGAGUUCAAGAUCCGGAUCUGACAGCAAGAUCGACCCAAACAAUGCUUCCAAGAUACGGGCACAGUUUGCUUGAUGAUGCUAGAGCUGAAAUCCGCAACCUAGAGAAUGUGAUCGAGUCUCAGAGGGGACAGAUGCAGGACCUGGAGCGUGCUGCAGAGAUCCUGAGGGAGCAGCUGAGGAGACAGGAGGUGGAGUAUGAGGACUCCUUGCUGCAGCUUCGAGAGCAACAGGCCACUGGGCAGAGGUCCACCAUCAAGGACAACGUGGGAAUGAUCAAGCUGCAGAAGCAGCUUGCUGAAAAGGGUAAUGCCUUCACGGUCUUGGAAGGGAGGUUCUUCCAGCUUCAAGAGAACCAAAGAACUUUCAAGUCUAGCCAUGAUGCGCUGCUGGCGAAGGUGGACGAGCUCAACGCACAGCUCAAAGAGGAGCACCUCAAGACCCUCAGUCUGGAGAACAAGCUGCAAGCCACUUCAUUUGCACAGAGGCGGGCUGAAGAGCUUCAAGACCGGAUCAGUGACCUGGAAAAAGAAAAGGAUCUGCUAAAGGAAAGCUAUGAUAAACUUUUUAACAGUGCCUUCGAUGUGACCCACGAACAGCAGUGGAAGCUGAAAGAACAGCAGUUAAAACUGCAGAUCGCCCAGCUAGAGGUGGCACUCAAGUCAGAUCUCGCUGACAAAAAUGACAUCCUGGACAGAAUCAAACUUGAAAGAGACCAAAAUGAGAAAUUGUCUCAGGAGAACAGGGAGCUGCAACUACGCUGUCUGGAGCAGAAGCAACAGUUUGAUGAACUUAAAGACCGCAUGAAGUUCUUCACAAAGGAGAGUGAUAUUGAUGUGGCAGAACUCAGCGAAGCACUGAUGCUUAUAAAGGUUCGCAAAAACCAGAAAAACCGAGACCUUGAAUUUCUGGGAAAAGUCGAAGACGACAUGCACAAGGAUUUGGCGCGCACGAUGCGUGAACUUCAGGCCACACACGCUGAGACCGUGCAGGAACUCGAGAAAACACGGAACAUGCUGAUCAUGCAGCACAAGAUUAACAAAGACUACCAGACAGAGGUUGAAGCGGUGACACGCAAGAUGGAAGACAUUAAGCAUGAAUAUGAGCUGAAACUUGAGCAGUAUGCCCAACUGCUUGACAUUAGGGCUGCUCGAAUCAGAAAACUGGAAGCCCAAUUAAAAGAUAUCGCUUAUGGCACCAAGCAGUACAAAUUCAAAGCAGAGAUCACAGGUGAAGACAGAGUGGAUGAGUUUGAUGAAACGGUCCACCUCGAGAGAGGAGAGAACCUGUUUGAGAUCCACAUCAGCAAAGUCAACUUCUCUCCCGAAGCUCUCCGGGCCUUUGGCGACCGGGAACCUUCCACUUUCUGCACCUAUGCCUUUUACGAUUUCGAACUGCAAGCCACUCCAGUGGUCCGGGGCUCCCAGCCAGCGUAUGACUUCACCUCCCAGUAUGUUGUGCGUGUGGAUGACUUCUUUUUACAGUACCUCCAGAAGAGCUCAGUCACACUAGAGAUCCAGCUGGCCCAUGGCAUGGACUAUGAAACUUUUGCAGCCUGCCAGCUGCGGCUGCACGAGAUCCUUGAGAAGAACGGCACAGUAUUUGGCACAGCGGCUCUGGUUGGAGUGGGAGGAGAUGUUCACAUCUAUGGAGUUCUGGAAUACUGGGUGAGGCUGCGGGUGCCCAUGGACCAGGCUGUCCGCUUAUACAAAGAGAGGACAAAGGCCCUCGGCUAUCUGAAUUCAGGCAAGGUCCAGGAGGCGCUCAGCACUGCCGCCAUGGCUGAAGGCAGUCUGAACGAGCUCCAUGUGACAGUGGCAUGCUGUAACAACCUGAAACCACGGCAAGAUCACCUGCAGCCAAGCCCAUACAUCGUGUACAAGUUCUUUGACUUCGCGGACCAUGACACUCCCAUUGUUACAAGCAGCAACAGCCCGCAGUUCAGCGAUCACAUGAGCUUCCCUGUGCCAAUGAACGCGGAUCUAGACCGCUACCUGAAAUCAGAGGCUCUCGUGCUCUAUGUGUUUGACGACGCUGACUCACAAGAUAACUUGUACCUAGGCAAAGCCAAAGUGCCUCUCAUCUCUUUAGCUCAUGAUAAAGCCAUUACAGGCACUUUUGAACUGACAGAUGGACAUGGACGACCCAAUGGAACGGUUGAUGUCACUUUACAAUGGAGAUUUUCAUACCUUCCACCGAGUGGAUCAUCUAUGACAGUGGAGCAGGCGAAGUUUGUUCCCAAGCAGAUACCAGAGAAGUUGGCUUUAGAAGAGGAGAGGAAUGAACCAUUGCCAAGUAUGCCACUCCCCUCAGUCUUGGAGGUUCCCCAGCCGAAACCCAGACAGCGUACACUCACAAAGGAUAAACAACCAAACAAGAAAGUGUCAUUUAUAGAUACAACACCAGAGAGUCCAGUCCAGAAUGUCAGUCCAUCUCCUGCUGAGGAGAAAGAAAUCUUACAAGACAAGCCUUCAAGUUCAACUAGCCCCACUCUGAUCCCGGAGGAUUUACAGAGAGGCAGGUUAGACAAUCAGGAGCUGGGGGAGAUUGCCCAGGAGAUCCAGGAGGAAGAGGAGGACUCGCACCUCUCCGAAGGGCAGCUAGCAGAACAGAGCCUGCUCUCAGAAGAGGAGGAGGAAUCGGACAUUCCAGAAGAGGUGUUGGAGCGGGACGAAGAAGAAGGGGAGGAUGCGCUGGCCACUGAUGCCAAUGAAUCAAUACUCUCCGACAGUGAUGACUGCAUUGUUCCAGGCCCAGCACCCCAGAGCAGAAAGCAGCCAUCGGAAAAGAUCCGGAUUGAAAUUGUGUCCCUCACCCUGUCCCCAGAGUCUCGGGCAGCAGCAGACGACAGCAUCCUGAACCUCUUUGUAGAGUACAGAUUCCUGAACCUGCCCGCUGAGGAGACACCCAUGUCACUAUCUAAACUGGAGCAUGGGCAAACCAUACACUACAACUACAGCAACGUGAUCCACGUGGAUAAAGAAAAUAACCAGCCAAGACGAGAGUUCCUGAGGUCUGUGCUCCAGGGACAAGACCCGGCGCAUGAGAGCAUCAAGUUUACUGUGGUUAGUGACCCUCCUGAAGACGAGCAGGACAUGGAGUGUGAAGAUGUUGGCUUUGCUUUUGUCAACAUCAGAGACAUCUUUCAGGAUAAGCAGGAUGUCAUAGAGAAAAGCAUCAACAUUGUCGAUGCUCAGGAUGACAAUGCAGUAAUUGGAAAACUGAAGGUUACCGUUGUGGCUCUCCAGGCACUACGCUCUGUCAUUGAAGACUAGCACUGAUGAUAUGUACGAGAAAUAAACAAGAACAACAUCGGGGGUGCUUAUGCACAUAACCCCUGCCUUUUAUUUAAUUUGGAUUUAAGUGAAUUUACAAUUAUGUGUGUUGUGUGUGGUUUUUUUUUUUUUUAUUCUAAUAUAUAUGUUUUGUGUUUUUGCUACAUUAUUCCAUUUCCACUCUAAUUUUUUUAAUAUGAAAAACAAAAGUGGAUAUUUGUCUGAUUUCAAUGAUGCGCUCCCCUGGUAAUUAUAGAAUUUGUUACACACAUUUAUGCCAAAUGUAUGCAUGUCAGAUAAUUCAUUUUUUUAAUAAAGUCUUUCUUUUCAGAAUGCCA
Molecule: messenger RNA, 4261 nt
Organism: Acipenser ruthenus (sterlet)
Lineage: Eukaryota; Metazoa; Chordata; Actinopteri; Acipenseriformes; Acipenseridae
Gene: rpgrip1l
Product: RPGRIP1 like
Exons: 26
Coding region: 117-3923 (1268 amino acids)
Biological process (GO): retinal rod cell development; non-motile cilium assembly
Cellular component (GO): photoreceptor connecting cilium
Source: RefSeq, a predicted model, not a curated record